GCAGGGGCUGGUAUGAGUGCGCCGGGGGAGGUUAAAGUGAAAAUACCUUUUGGAAACAAAUACCUUGAUGCAAUCUUUUCUCUCCCAGAGAAAAAAUCAACAUAUGGGGUGAUUCUUACCCAUGGUGCUGGAGGAGAUAUGAAUUUCCCUCACUUGGUGUCUUUGGCAGCGUAUCUUGCAUCCCAUGGAGUUCUGUGCCUGCGGUUUACUUGCAAAGGCCUUAACAUUGCCUACAGAACUAAGGCUUUCAAAACAGUUGUGGAAUACUUAAAGCUUUCAGAUGAUUAUAAACUUUCAGGUGUCUUCCUUGCAGGUCGAUCCAUGGGGUCACGAGCUGCUGCUUCUGUGAUACGUCAGCUUAGCCAGGAGGGGGAUGAUGAUGACUUCAUUCAAGGUCUAGUGUGUUUAUCUUACCCACUGCAUCGACCAAAACUUCAGUCCAAGCUCCGGGAUGAAGAUUUGUUAUUUAUCAGAUGUCCAGUGCUGUUUGUCUCAGGAUCAGCAGAUGAGAUGUGUGAAAAGCAAUUGCUAGAAGGUGUGGCAAGCAAAAUGAAAGCCCCUAAAAAAAUCCAUUGGAUUGAUAAAGCAAACCAUGGGAUGGCAGUCAAAGGACGAACAACAGAUGAUGUCAUGGAAGAAAUAAAUGCCCAUGUUUUCUCUUGGCUUAGAGAGAACACUGAACAGGAGCAGAAAUGAUUUACAGUGUUUAAGCAGUAUAUUCAUUUAGUUUUUCAUAAAUGCAGCAAAUCAGAAUGUAUUAUUUCUGAGUGCUGUAGUUUUUGAAUA
Dryobates pubescens (Downy woodpecker) is the source of this 786-nucleotide messenger RNA. RefSeq names its product testis expressed 30 (gene TEX30). The transcript is spliced from 5 exons. NCBI's taxonomy places the organism in Eukaryota, Metazoa, Chordata, Aves, Piciformes, Picidae. The coding region runs from base 13 to 696 and encodes 227 amino acids. The record is from RefSeq and is a predicted model, not a curated record.